This is a messenger RNA of Aspergillus ruber CBS 135680, 1520 nucleotides long. RefSeq lists its product as uncharacterized. NCBI's taxonomy places the organism in Eukaryota, Fungi, Ascomycota, Eurotiomycetes, Eurotiales, Aspergillaceae. Gene Ontology annotation, molecular function: nucleic acid binding. Bases 220 to 1317 code for a protein of 365 amino acids. The record is from RefSeq and is a predicted model, not a curated record. The transcript has 3 exons.
CUCAUCGACCCUCCAAUCCUGACGCUCUGGCGCGUCACGCUCGGUGGGUUAUCUUGGUCUUAUCUGUUCCUUCGCAUCCCCGCUCUUCUUCCUCUCCUCUCUCCUCUAUUAUCCAUCAUCUUGUCGCGUACAAAUAGUGCAUACUGACCCACGACCGCUCUCCUACGUCCCGAAAUAAGCUCUCUCCAAACACCCGCUCCGACCGCCUCUCCGUUCACAAUGGCCAUUCAUCCGGAACUGCACCAACCGCAUGACCCGCCCCAGGGGUCCCUAACACUUCAGCAAACCCAUGCGAUAUCCGCCUGGACCGAACAGGCGACAGCUUCGCUGGAAGACCUCACUCUCUCUGAACCCAUCGACGUUAAUGAUGAGAGCCGGUCCUUGCGUGGCGCUUCGCUCCCGUUGACUAUCCCGCUCGAUGAUAUCCCGGUGACUGACCACCGCUCCUCGCGCGUGAGACUGGCCACGCGAACGAGCGCGCCCAAGGAACCCCAAGAGGCGAAGGUGCCGACCGUAUCGUUCCGGAAGAGGGAACCGCUUCGUCGGGAUAGUCUGAGGAGGCGCGAGGCCUUGCAGAAGGGGAAGGACGGGAGCCGGAGGAGACAGCGUUGGGAGAACGACCGUCUACUCCAUAACCCGUGGGCUGAACCUCCCUCUCCGAAUGACUGGGUCGUUGGGCCUACCUACCCCCGUCACGAGCACGUGCCAUAUUACCUCGCCCCUCUUUGGGACCAUCACUAUGCGCAUAUCGAUAAGAAGACCACAGUCACCAAGGAAGAGAAGCACCGCAUUCCAAAGGAACUGCGCCUGAGAUUGAAACAUGCCCGUGCGGCGCGUGGCAUGCUCCAGGAUCUUGAGGAAGAUAUCAGACAAUUCAUCCACAACUGGAAUGAGAAGCAGCUUUUGCUGCACAGGGAGGGCCUCCAAGACGCACCAGAGUCUGACGAUUCCGAGGAUGAAGUAGUCUUUGUGGGAAGAAACGGGCAAAUGCACGAUUCGCCUGCGCACAAAACUAGGCUUCAAGAGAUACGCGAGGCGAUGUACACACAUGAUGAGCGUGACGGUGAGAAGAUGGUGCUUGAGAGUCAGGUUGAGGAUCGGACUGCUAGGUUUGGUCGCUGGCUUGUCCACUCCAUUGCCUCUUAUUACGGCCUGCACACCUGGUCCGUAACGGUAGGGGAGCCGGCGCGGCGUGAGGCCUAUGUUGGCUUUCGCCCACCAGCUCCUGACAGGCGUGGUCUGAUUUCGGUUUGUCGUCAGGAGGCUAUGAUCAAGCCUGGAGAGGCUCUCCCUCCGCCUCUUUCGACCCAGAUCUAGAUGCAUCGGGUACUGUAUAGUUUGAUAGUCGCGGUGAUUGGUGUUCAGCUGGGUCUGGUUUUGUUCGGUGAUUUAAUUGUCGACUGAUAUAAUAGAUCUUCGAGGAUUGGGUUCUGUGUACAUAUGAAUGAUCAUAAUCGUCAUGCCCAUAACGAAGCAUCAUAAAUAUGGAUCCGUAAUCAAUCCACAUCCAAUCCUCCGGC